Messenger RNA from Hippoglossus stenolepis (Pacific halibut), 969 nucleotides. RefSeq lists its product as uncharacterized. NCBI's taxonomy places the organism in Eukaryota, Metazoa, Chordata, Actinopteri, Pleuronectiformes, Pleuronectidae. The record is from RefSeq and is a predicted model, not a curated record. Bases 171 to 884 code for a protein of 237 amino acids. Gene Ontology annotation, molecular function: DNA binding. The transcript is spliced from 6 exons.
GAAACCUCGUGGCUCUGGGACCAUGAUGCUCUGGGUGUGUGGAAAAAGCGGAAGCAUCAAGACACAACAGUUCAUUCAAGGAAUUCUGAACGUGGCUGAGAGCUGGAUUUAAAGGAUUAAACCACGCAGAGGCAGUUUAAGGUGAUGGUGUGUGAGCUCUCUCCUCCACCAUGACUGAUCUGUUUGCCUGUGAGGAGCCAGCUGCAUGGAGGAGUGUGCACGACAAGUACUGGGAUGUAGUGGAGGCCAAGGCCAAGAGCAAGAAACCUGGAAAACUGCUGAUCCUCGAGAAGUGGUACCAAGAGGAGCUGCCCAUGCUCAUUUCAGGUCGAUCUGACAAACAUGUCACUCUGUCAGAGCUGGUGAAGCUGAUGGAGUGGAAGCUCACAAGAGGGAAGUUCAGGCCGAGGCUGCAGCAGCUGGUGGCGUCCAACGGUGAGGAUACCGUGGAGAAAUGUUCCAGAAAGGCCUUCAGCCUCCUGCCUGAUGUGCAGGCGGCGAUCGCAGAGCUCAGCUCCCUCAAAGGAGUCGGGCCAGCCACUGCUUCAGCUGUGUUGGCGGCAGGAGCUCCAGAACAGACUGCAUUCAUGUCUGAUGAAGCCAUGGAGAGUGUGCCGGGACUAAAGCCCAUCCAGUACACAGCCAAGCAUUACGCGCUGUACCUGGGCAAGAUGGUCGAGAGAACGAAAAGACUAAACAAAGUGGAUCCCCAGCAGGACUGGACGCCCCACAGGCUGGAGCUGUGUUUGUGGGCGAUGAGCGUAGCCACGAAGCAGCAGCUCCCGCUUCUCAAGGAUGUGGAUGUGAAGGGAGGAGGCGCGGCGGCAAAGUGCUCGGACUCCGACACUGACCACAGACCAAAGAAGAAGCUCAAAACAAAAUGAAAUUCCCAACUGUUAAAAUUUUAGUAUUAAACUUAGAUGUUUGUCAGUUUUUGUAUUUUUCCAAAGUAAUAAAGACUUAAAUUGA